GUCACCAUCGAUCAAGUUCAAUUCAUACUCUCGUUCUUCAAUCUUCAUAAAUCAGCUAAAUAGCCAAUCCUCGUCCAGAACCAGAGAAGACAGAAUUUUCUUUUUAAGAAAAAGAAAAGGAACCAGAAAAGUAUACGAAAAUGGCAGACCCAACAACAAAACCCGCCACGAAACCAAGGACUGUCUGCUGCAUCGGCGAUAUCCAUGGCUACUUCACCAAGCUCAAAAACCUCUGGUCCAAUCUCGAGUCUAUAAUUGACCCACCAGAUUUCCAAUCUGCCCUCGUCAUCUUCCUCGGCGACUACUGUGACCGCGGUCCCGACACCCGCAGAGUAAUUGAUUUCUUGCUUUCUCUGCCCGCCAGGUAUCCGAACCAGACACACGUUUACCUAUCCGGUAACCAUGACCUCGCUUUCGCGGCGUUCGUCGGCGUGCUGCCGCGUCCUCGAGAUGGGUCUGAGUUCAAGGAGACAUGGAAGGAAUACGCGCAGAGCGAACAGAGAGAAGGGUGGUAUAAGGGUGAUGGGUUCGAGGAUAUGCACCUGCAAGGGAGGAGGUGGGCUGGUAGUAUCACAGUCAAAUUUAACACUGUAAAAGGAACGGAUUAUAAGGGUUCCAUCUAUGAUGCGGCGCCAACUUUCGAGUCCUAUAAUGUCCCCCAUGGAUCUGCUGGUUUGGUUAAGGCUGUUCCUGAUGAUCACAAGAAGUUUCUGGCUGAUAUGGUCUGGGUCCAUGAAGAGGAUGAUGUCUGUAUUGAAACUGAUGAGGGGAUUAAGCACUGUAGACUAAUUGCUGUACAUGGCGGUCUAGUUAAAGGUGUAAAAGUAGAAGAGCAGCUGGAGUUUUUGAGAGCCAGGGACACACGAGUGCAGAAGGUAGAGGCUCUUAGUGGGAGAAAAACAGUUUGGGAUAUUCCAGAGGAACUGGCUGGAAAAUCAACCAUUGUGGUAAGUGGGCACCAUGGGGAACUUCACAUUGACGGCCUCAGGUUGAUUAUUGAUGAGGGUGGUGGACUAGAGAAGAACCCAGUGGCUGCAAUAGUGCUUCCAUCAAUGAAGGUCAUCCGAGAUACAGAUAAUAUUGCCAAGUAGCUUCUUCUGUUAAAAAGAAAUGCCAAAAAUGGCAUCUAAUUUCUGGUUAGAUUCCAAUUGUACUGUGUAUAUAUGCAUGUUUGAUUGGAAGAAGCAUUUAGUUGAGGCAUCUCCAUCAUCGUAGGAAGUAGGACCAUCACCUAGCUCCUGGCUUCUAAUUGCUACAACCCAGGUAAGUUCUCAGAAUCUGCAUAGAAAAUUGAUUGGAUACUUGUGAUAAAAAUUUUAGAAAUAGCUUUUGGAAUUGUUAUGUUCUAAAUGUUACUUACCAGAUAGGAAAUGUACUGAGAUGGAAUAUACCGGUGGGGAACAUGAGAGCUUUCUGGGUGCUUUUAAAGUCUCUAAAGAGACAGCCGUAGUUCUCUGUUAGAUGGUGUUUGAGUCCAAACUCUGACUACCAAUCAUUGUCCUGAUUCAAAGUGUAGGGUGGUUAAUCGAAGCGCAUGUUUAUAAGAUAUAAUUGUAAGCACCGGUAUCCAUUAGUGCUGAUUUAAUGUUGUUAAUUUGGUAUUAGUGUAAAGUUCUUCCUCUUAACAAUUCAGCCACUGAAAAUUGAAAUGGAUCCAAAUAGAUUUGUUCUUAA
Carica papaya (papaya) is the source of this 1674-nucleotide messenger RNA. Its product is annotated as tyrosine-protein phosphatase RLPH2-like. NCBI's taxonomy places the organism in Eukaryota, Viridiplantae, Streptophyta, Magnoliopsida, Brassicales, Caricaceae. The record is from RefSeq and is a predicted model, not a curated record. Gene Ontology annotation, molecular function: hydrolase activity.